Molecule: messenger RNA, 1337 nt
Organism: Ruditapes philippinarum (Manila clam)
Lineage: Eukaryota; Metazoa; Mollusca; Bivalvia; Venerida; Veneridae
Exons: 5
Coding region: 74-850 (258 amino acids)
Source: RefSeq, a predicted model, not a curated record
UUUCAGAAAACUUUGAAUCGAAAGUAGGGUACCUAUAUUGUUGGACUUCCUGGCAAAAUAAUUAUUUACACAAAUGGAUAAAAACUAUGAAGAUAUUUUAGAGACUUUGAAGAGUCACUCAGAAAGGAACAGUCAUUUCAUUACACAACUUAAGCAGCUGGAUCCUAGUAACCAAGGUUAUAUGCGCUAUUGGAAUAGUAUACAGAAUAGAUUGGGUAGACCAAAAAAGCCGACAUUAAAACAGCAUGAUACAUCGACAAACCCUGAUUCUCCUCAAUCCAAUCAGACUGAGGAAGUAAAUACUGUUCAUGACAUCAUCCAGGAUAUAAGACAAAGAAUACAGAUUCUUGAUACGGAAACAGAACAAGUGGUUCAAAGGUUAUCAGAUUAUGCACGUGUUGUAUCAGAGAAAGCUGGAGAGUCUACAGUCGUACAAGUGUAUGAACGAGAUGGGAAUACGGCAGAAUUUGUAACUGCAUUGAAAAAUAGACUACCUAAAAGAUGUAUACCUGAUGUGAUAGAGAAAGUGUCUGAAAUUGACGUCAAUAAACCGCUAAUAAUAUUAUGUCAGAGAAGAUCUAGAUUGAUGCCAGAUAUAAACUACUCACUGGAACUUUUUGAUGACCUGAAUUCCUUUACUCGACUGGCUAUUGUGAUUAUACACAGUAAAGAAGGGCACGCAUUACCUACAAAUUCGUCGCAGGGUAAACUCGACGAUGACGAAAAGUUCAAGAAUAUAUGGAUUAUAGACGUUGCAUUCACGAAUGUUUUGAAAUUUUAUGAUUGUAAGAUGAACAAUGAGGCUAUUACUGCGUUAGAAAACUUUAUUAAAAAUGAUACACCCAUUUAACUGUGAUUUAGUGAUUAUGAUAGCUUUCUUAUUAAAAUAGUGUUUAUUGUCAGAGAUAGUCAAACAAAACUACAAUCAGAAAUGAAUGAAUAAUGUAGAUCUUCAAAGUGUUGAGUAGAAUAUUGGUCUGGAUUGUAUAUUGAUAGAUAAUUAGUAAAUGGAUUUUAAUUGGAAUGAUAAGCCACCGAAAGUGUGCACAUAUUGUACUUACAACGGUCGUCCAUCUAGAUAACCAUUAUCCACUCGCUGUUUAUUUUAAUUAAACUAACGCCUGUUUGUAAUUGCAAUUUUAGAAAUGACUUUGAAAUUUACAAAAAUAUCAGGCAAAGCGGAUAUAAAGAAUAAAUCUUUCAUAGACUUGAAAGAAAAAACUUAAGAUAGUAGUACUGAAAAAACUAAGAUAGUAGCACUGAAAAAACUAAGAUAGUAGUAUCAAAGUUUUGUCUUUUUCUUUUGUUGUUACAAAUAAAAAUUGGUUGACGGUAGA